Parnassius apollo (apollo) is the source of this 576-nucleotide messenger RNA. NCBI's taxonomy places the organism in Eukaryota, Metazoa, Arthropoda, Insecta, Lepidoptera, Papilionidae. The record is from the annotation of a GenBank genome assembly.
AUGAAUUUCACGAAAUAUCUCACAAUAUUUUUAUUUUGUACUAACAUUGAAGUAAAAUGUAAAUCGAUAUCUGGCUAUCACGAACUUGUAGGAAUUCCCAGAGCAAUAUCAUUGAGACUAUCAGAAAGGACAUCGCGAAUUGUGGGAGGCUCCCAAGUGGCGGCAAUUUCUUUGCUACCUUAUCAGGCUGGUAUAAUAGCUACACUCACAACACGACAGACGUCUAUAUGCCGAGGAAGUCUAAUUUCUAAUACAAGGAUCCUUACGGCUGCGCACUGUUGGUGGGAUGGUCACAUUCCAGCCCAAAAAUUUACCAUUGUUCUGGGGUCUACUCGAAUUUUCUCUGGAGGGACAAGGUUGGAAACCAGAGACGUAGUAGUACACCCAUCUUGGAAUCCGAGAAAUAUACUUAACGAUAUCGCUAUAGUAAAAAUUCCUAGAGUCGUUUUCAAUAAUAAUAUUCAGCCUAUUUCACUGCCAACCAGGGAAUUAAACCAAAAUUUCGCUGGACUUACAGCCACCGCUUCCGGGUACGGAAAAACAAGCGAUGGUUGGGAUUGUUUCUUUUUGGCCUAG